Molecule: messenger RNA, 1425 nt
Organism: Drechmeria coniospora
Lineage: Eukaryota; Fungi; Ascomycota; Sordariomycetes; Hypocreales; Ophiocordycipitaceae
Product: mitochondrial processing peptidase beta subunit
Exons: 5
Coding region: 1-1425 (474 amino acids)
Cellular component (GO): mitochondrion
Molecular function (GO): metalloendopeptidase activity; metal ion binding
Source: RefSeq, a predicted model, not a curated record
AUGGCGUCCCGCAGACUAGCUUUGAAUCUCUCGCAGGGCCUGAGAACCCGUGCUGGUCUGUCGGCCGCCAGUGCCCUGCGACGCGGCUUCGCGACUCCCUCUUCCCUUGGCAAAACUCAGACGACGACACUGAAGAAUGGGCUGACGGUCGCCACCGAGCACUCACCAUGGGCGCAAACGUCGACGGUCGGCAUGUGGAUUGACGCCGGCUCGCGAGCCGAGACGGACGAGACCAACGGCACCGCCCACUUCCUCGAGCACCUGGCUUUCAAGGGCACCGCGAAGCGAUCGCAGCAGCAAUUGGAGUUGGAGAUUGAGAACAUGGGCGGCCACCUCAACGCCUACACCUCGCGCGAAAACACCGUCUACUUCGCCAAGGCCUUCAACUCCGACGUCCCACAGUGUGUCGACAUCCUGUCCGAUAUUCUUCAGAACUCGAAGCUCGAGGAGUCUGCCAUCGAGCGUGAGCGCGAUGUCAUCCUACGCGAGUCCGAGGAGGUCGAGAAGCAGGUGGAGGAGGUCGUCUUCGACCAUCUCCACGCCACUGCCUUCCAGCACCAGCCUCUGGGCCGUACCAUCCUCGGUCCUCGCCAGAACAUCCGCGACAUUACGCGAACGGAGCUCACCAACUACAUCAAGACCAACUACACUGCCGACCGCAUGGUUCUCGUCGGCGCCGGCGGCAUCCCCCACGAGAAGCUCGUCGAACUGGCCGAGAAGCACUUUUCUGGCCUCCCCAGCAAGGGCCCCGAGAACCAGGCCUACCUUCUGUCGAAGCAGAAGGCCGACUUCAUCGGCUCCGACGUCCGUGUUCGUGACGACACCAUGGGCACCGCCAACGUUGCCCUCGCCGUCGAGGGUGUCAGCUGGAACUCGGAGGAUUACUUCACCGCGCUGGUUACCCAGGCGAUCGUCGGAAACUACGACAAGGCCAUGGGCAACGCUCCUCACCAGGGCAGCAAGCUCAGCGGCUUCGUCCACAAGCACGACCUUGCCAACAGCUUCAUGAGCUUCUCCACCAGCUACAGCGACACUGGUCUGUGGGGUGUCUACCUCGUCACCGACAACGUCACCCGGCUCGACGACCUCGUCCACUUCACCAUUCGCGAGUGGAUGCGUCUCUGCACCAACGUCGGCGAGGCCGAGGUCGAGCGCGCCAAGGCUCAACUGAAGGCUUCCAUCCUCCUUUCUCUGGAUGGCACCACUGCCGUUGCCGAAGACAUUGGCCGCCAGCUCAUCACCACCGGCCGCCGCAUGAUGCCUGGCGAGAUCGAGCGCAAGAUCGACGCCAUCGCUGCCAAGGACGUCAUGGACUUUGCCAACCGAAAGCUCUGGGACAAGGACAUCGCCAUCAGCGCUGUUGGUAAGAUUGAGGGACUGUUUGAUUACCAGAGGUUGAGGAACACCAUGAAGCCCAAAUUUUAA